GAGUACACCGGAAGUGGAAAGCCUCCACUCCCGGAAGCGCAGGUGUUCCGGCCGGGCGGCCAGUGGCCGCAGGGAGAUGGCUGCUGCUGCUGCCCGGCGCAGGAGGCAGCGAUCGAGCUGGGCGGCGGCUCCGGCCCCCUCCCGGCGCGGGGGAGCGGGGUGAUGGGAUCGGGCCGCUCGCCCGCCGCAUUUCCAGUUGAGGAAGGUGCAGAGCAUGGAGAAUGAUGAACUUCCGCCAGAGGAUGGGAUGGAUUGGUGUGGGGUUGUAUCUAUUAGCAAGUGCUGCAGCUUUUUACUAUGUCUUUGAAAUAAAUGAGACUUACAACAAACUAGCACUGGAGCACAUUCAGCACUCUGAGGAGCCACGAGAAGGAACCACAUGGACACACUCCUUAAAAGCACGACUGCUGUCCCUGCCUUUUUGGCUCUGGACUAUUAUAUUUUUAAUACCAUAUUUACAGAUGUUUUUGUUCCUUUAUUCCUGUACAAGAGCUGACCCCAAAACUGUGGGCUAUUGCAUCAUUCCGAUCUGCUUGGCUGUUGUUUGCAAUCGGCACCAAACAUUUGUAAAGGCCUCUAAUCAGAUCAGUAGAUUACAGUUGAUUGACACUUAAUUCAAUCUCCGGUUUCAAUAGCUGCUUCAGGAACAACACCUAUGUCUGAUCUAAUCAUAAGACUGAAGUUCUGAAUGGAGGUUGGAAAGAGCCUUUCCUUUCAAACAGCUAAAUACUGAACAGUAGCUGCUUUCUAUUUAAAAAAAAAAAUGCUUUUUUAAAGUAUGGACCCAUCAUACUAGCCAGAAUAGCAGAGCCCUGUGAGAGACUUGAUGCCUUAUGAUGCAAAACUGCCACCCUCCCUAUGAAGUAUCCUGGGGAAGUAUGCUUCUGCAAUCAUACAUACUCCACUGUGCAAAUAAAGAUUACGUGCAAGCUUUCCCUUUGAAUCAAUGAAAAUGGACACUUUUGUGGUAAAUGUAAAAGAUUAGAACAUGCUGAUAAAAGCUGCAUUUAACACAUUACUUUGCUUUCUCCUUUUUUAAAUACUACUGCAUGCUACAAUUCUGAAUUAUCCUUUUAAAAAGAUGAGAAUGAAGUAUGGCUGAACAGCUUUUUAGUGAGGAUAGUCCUUUUCUCUCUCAUAGUCAGUGAGUUACAGGCUGCACAAUACCAUAUUUUAUUAGGCAGAAGUUGAGGAGUGGUCUAGGCCCAGAGGUGUGAUGCCUUUAACAUCUUUUCACUGAUGCCAAAGAGAGGCUGGUAACUGGCAGUGGACUGGAGAUUCUACAAAACUCAUUUUUCUUUAUUUUCUUCUCCAUACUUUUCGCUUAAUGGUAACUGAGUUCACUACUGUUGUGCUUCAUUGUGUGAGUGGAACUAGAACAGCUUUUGGUAAAUCAACUGUGCAUUGGGGAAUUAUUAUAAAAAUGGGAGAUGAUGUGUCCAUCAACUCUUUGCUGGAAAACCAGUGAGAUGCAAACAAAUACAAGGCUACAAGGAUAUCCAAUCUUUCUCCCAAUUAACAAGUCAGUGAUGAUAAAUACCAUAGGGCAAGAACCGAUGCCUACAGGACCCCACUGGAAAUACACCCGCUUGAUGAUGAUUCCCCAUCAAAUUGAACCAUCCUAUUUUAGUAUGCCAUAUAGGCGCUUACUUUGUGGCCCCUUUGGUUUUAGUGGAAAUCAAAGUUUCUAUCGUUGCUACACAUUGUCAAGGAGUGCCCAUUAACCAAAUUCAGCAGCAGGCUCUGAGAGUUCCACUUGGCCACUGAGAACAUUGCUUGGCUCGGCAAAUCCACAAAGGCUAAAUAAAGUUUCUAGCCCUUGGGGAGAUAACCUUGUGAAUGUUAAACCAGUGCAGGGCUGAGUCUUCCAAGAGGCAGAAGCAAUAAGCCCAAGACAAGAUAAUUUAUACCUCUUUUUGUGUCAGUUAUGUGAAUUCCACUAUAAUUAUAAUAAAUGUUAAUUCUACUGUACUGCUGGAGCAGAAACAUCCACCUGUUCUAGGACUGCCUGGAUCUUGGGGAGAUUACAGUCACUUCCCUCUAGCUGUGUUUUCAGUGUUACUGUAUUUAAACACAGCAGCUAAAACAUUCUUAAUCUUUCGUUUGCAUUUGGAGCAAUUCUGUUUCUGUGGUUUUAAAUACCAGCAUGGGUGCUAAGAACUGAACAUACAAUCUACCCUUUACAAGAAAGCAAGUGUAAUAAAGUAAUAAUUGUGAAGUGUAAUAGCUAAAGAAGGAGUCCUUGAAAAAGUGUUAAGUAGGAAUGGAAGAAUCAACUUUCUAAAGGCAGAGCUUUAAUACUGUGAUACAAUUUUCUUAAUUUUUUAAAAUCUGUUUAAACCUAUAUAAACUUAUUUAGAACAUGAAUUUCAAAGUUGCCAGGUACAAAGAAGAAAGUAGAUCUGUGCCUCUGUGGGUAGGAUCUUUUGCAGAAGAAUGGCCUAUAAGGGAGGAAAUUUCAAAAAGUAACAAAAAAGGUAGUCUGAUUCAGUGUCAAGCAAUCGAGUGGCCUUUCACAGAUUAGUCAGCUCUUCUAUGUAACAGGCUGAGCCUUUCUGGAUGGGGACAGCAUUCAGGAAUGAUUUCAGUAGUUGAUGUUCAUGGAAGAAGGCAGAAUCACUUUCUAUUUAUACUAGUGGAUCCAGAGAGCAUCUGCUAUGGAAAUAGCUAUGCAGAGAAAUGCACAAACUAUAACAUAAUUGGGGAUAUUUAUGAAAGAUUUGAUAUUAAGAGGGCUAGUGCAGAGACUGCUCACCAAUAUUUUACCACUUUACUGUCUAGACCUGCUUUGCUCAGAAUUAGAGAAGAGGGUGGUAGAAAUGCAGGGAGUUAGUCACCACCAUUUCUAGCACCAAGGGAGCUGUGUCACUGGGAGAUUUCCUUAAAAUUCAGAGUUGGUAAGAAAUCAAAAUGAAUAUCAAACUUUCUAAACAGCUAGUUUAAUUAUAGAGUCAUCUUUAAAAAGUAGUUUAUCUUAAAGGCUUCUAGAUACUCGCUAAUGAGAUUCUCUCAUGUAGAAUCACAGCUUCUUUAGAAAUUGCAUAACUUUAGACUUUUAAAAUGAUCUUAGCUUGUAUUAGGGAAUUUUAUCAGUUGGCUUUAAAUACUAAACAUUUUCUAAGAGGUGGAAAAGAAAUGAAUUACUGUAAGUUUUUAAGUUCAUAAUUAUGGUACAAAAACUUCUUUUUGGUCACACUGUUCAUCAGAGAACAGCUCCUAUGAAGACUACAAUAAGAUCAUGGGAAUAAGACUACAGUUCUUCAACUUGCACUAGAAAAUAAGAACUGCUGUAGAAGAUCACAUGAGAGAGCUGUGAAGUCCAAUAUCUUACCUUUGGUAAUGGGUACAGUAAAACCUCAGAGUUACUAACUGACCAGUCAACCACACGUCUCACUUGGACCCAGGAGUACACAAUCAGGCAGCUGAAAAGAUGGAGGGAAAAAAAGCAAAUAAAGUACUGUGUUAAACAAACUACUAAAAAAUAAAGGGAAAACAUUUUUCUUCUGCAGAGUAAAGUUUCAAAGCUAUAUUAAGUCUCUUUUCAGUUGUAAACCUUUGAAAGAACAACCAUAAUGUUUUGUUCAGUUACAAACCUUUCAGAGUUACAAACAACCUCCAUUCAAGAUAUGUUCAAAACAGUGAGGUUUUACUGUAAUACCUGAAGUUUCAAAAAAAAAUCUUAAAAAAAAAAAAAGCUGUUUGAUAGGCCUUUCACUGCAAGGCUUUUUCUGUGGCUAUUUCUGGCAUACUUAUUGUUGUAGCUGGUUCUUGGGUCUCUUGUCCAACGUUACAUCCUUGUUGAUCAUCAUCUCUGGUUUGACAACUUUGCAAAUGCGGAGUUUGGUGUUCUCUUAGCCUUAAGAAUGUGUAUUAACUACCAACUCUAGUCUGACCUCACCACACAUGCAUGGUGUAAACUAAUGCAUGAAAAGAUUAACUGUUUUAACUAACACCAUGUGUUUCAUUUUAAAAAGUUUGCAUCAGCUAUGGUUCUACUUAAGCCCUAGAAUGCAAGCUCAACUCUUGCAAGUGACUGAGUUAUUGUGUAAACUAGCAACUUGAGCAUCUUAUAAUUGCUACUAUUUUUUAAGAAUGCAUUUCUUGAACUUUUGUGUCUUUUGGGACUAAAUGCAUUGUGAAUGAAUAACUUUUUUAAACAAUAAAACCUUAAAAUUUU
Caretta caretta (loggerhead turtle) is the source of this 4177-nucleotide messenger RNA. It is a transcript of the gene LYSET, whose product is annotated as lysosomal enzyme trafficking factor. The record is from RefSeq and is a predicted model, not a curated record. Lineage: Eukaryota; Metazoa; Chordata; Testudines; Cheloniidae.